Trypanosoma brucei brucei TREU927 is the source of this 750-nucleotide messenger RNA. RefSeq lists its product as hypothetical. Gene Ontology annotation, biological process: protein peptidyl-prolyl isomerization. The coding region runs from base 1 to 750 and encodes 249 amino acids. The record is from RefSeq and is a predicted model, not a curated record. Gene Ontology annotation, molecular function: peptidyl-prolyl cis-trans isomerase activity. NCBI's taxonomy places the organism in Eukaryota, Euglenozoa, Kinetoplastea, Trypanosomatida, Trypanosomatidae. The transcript has a single exon.
AUGAGCGGAAAACAUCUUUUGCAUCGUGAGCCAUUGGGCACACCGCAUCGAGGAAUUGCUCUGGCACACAACUCGAAUCCAGUUGUGUUUCUAGAAAUACAGUUUCCAAAAAGUGAGAAGGUUACGGUAGCCGGCGUACAGCAGCAAUCGCAACCCGUCCGCUUACUAUUUGAGCUUUUCUUCGACUUAGCGCCCACACUGGCAACCAACAUGUAUGGACUGUGCAUCGGGAGCUGCACUCGGUUAGUAAAUCACCGUGUGCAAGCAGCGGGUUACAAGGACACCGUGCUGCACGAUGCCUUCGUUGGUCAGUAUGUUGUUGGGGGUGAUGUGAUGGGUGCGGCUGGAAGUGGUUUCUUUUCCGCACUCGGAGAACGGCAGGGCCCGCUGCAAGUGCCUCAAAAUGAACUUGAGUCCCUUAGCAAGAUGGCUCCGGAACGCUGUCGGCAGCAGCUUGGUAUAUACUUGCAGUAUUGGAAUCAUACGCAGCAGCCGGAAGGGGGAGCCCCCAGUACGGCGAAAGUUGCGUCUACUUUUCGUAUUGAUACCGUGGCGCGUGGUGCAGCGGCCAAAAUGUCGGAUGAUGGUGUUCUUAUCGGCCGCCUGGUCGCUCGCGAUGCCGAGCAGCGUGCAGUGGCUGAGCGACAGCUUGCCGAGUUAGCUCGAUCUGUGUAUCAUGCACGGCGCGUCGGCUCACCGCAGGAGCAGUCGCAACUUUUCCCGGUUAUCACUCUGUGCGGAGAGAUGUGA